Toxotes jaculatrix (banded archerfish) is the source of this 4190-nucleotide messenger RNA. It is a transcript of the gene syngr3a, whose product is annotated as synaptogyrin 3a. Lineage: Eukaryota; Metazoa; Chordata; Actinopteri; Toxotidae. Bases 317 to 1009 code for a protein of 230 amino acids. The transcript has 5 exons. The record is from RefSeq and is a predicted model, not a curated record. Gene Ontology annotation, cellular component: synaptic vesicle membrane; neuromuscular junction.
GGAAUGCAUGGGGCAAAUCCCAGUGCGCCGCCGCAUCUGUGUGUGUGUGUGUGCGUGUGUUUGUGUGUGUGUACCUGUCAUCCAGGGCCCCGCAUCGCCAGAACCUGCGUGAGAGAAUUAACAAUCUGCAGCGCGGUCACGAUCGCCCCUGCACGCACCCACAUCUCGCCGCGUCCGCCGUUGUGCCCGCGCGCCUCUGGGUGCGCGCAGGACCCGUCCCUACAGCCGCGGAGCAGCAGCGCAUCCAUCCUGCCGUGGAGCCGGGAGCGUGGAGCCGCGAGGAGCGCACAGAGAGAGAGAGAGAGCGCGACAGAAGAUGGACGGAGUGGGAUCGUUCGGAGCGGGCCGGACCGGGUCCACCAUCGACCCGAUUACCUUCGCCAAACAGCCGCAGACCAUCCUCAGAGUGCUGUCCUGGAUAUUCUCCCUGGUGGUCUUUGCCUCCAUCGUGAACGAGGGUUAUGUCAACUUGGGCAGCGAGCGUCUCCACUGUGUCUUCAAUAAGAAUGCGGAUGCCUGUAACUACGGCGUGUUCGUGGGCCUGGUGGGCCUGCUGGCGUGCUCCUUCUUCUUCCUGCUCGACUAUAAGUUCUCCUCCAUCAGCUCUGUCAAAGACAGGAAGAAGGCUGUAAUGCUUGAGAUAGGCUUCUCAGGUUUCUGGACCUUCCUGUACUUUGUAAGUUUCUGUUUCCUGGCCAAUCAGUGGUCUCGGACCACAGCUGAUGAGCUGCCACUCAACCAGGGGGCAGAUGCAGCUCGGGCAGCAAUUGCCUUCUCUUUCUUCUCCAUAAUCACUUGGGCUGGUCUAACAGUGCGUGCCGUCCAGAAGUAUCUGCUUGGUACGGACAUGACCUUGUUCACCACGGAGCACAUGGAUGGCGGCGCACCCACCCAGCCAUAUCCCUCCAAUUCACCAGGAGGCGGAAACACUGAGACCACAGAGACCUACCAGAGCCCACCAUUCACUGAGAACAACGCAGCACCCACAUACCAGGUUCCCAUUUACUAGAUAGGAUCAACCUGAUGGUGGAAGAGGAAGACCGGGAGAGGGAUGAGAGGAAAGUUAAAGAAAAUUGCUUUCUGUGAUGUUACACAUGCAGUUGUUUCUGUGUUGAUCUGAGCUGAGUUUUCAAUAACUGUUAAAAAAAAAAAUGGUGGCCUCUCCUUCUUUGUAUUCUCUUCUCGUUCCCUCCUUAACAUUCCAGCUUUAGACCUGUGUGUUGAACCCAGUUUCCUACGCUGGCAAACCCAUUGUCCUCAGAUCAGAGCAGAUGAGAGACAAGGAAAACAAGAAGAGUAGAUAUAGAAGAGGAGGCUACUUUGCAGUAUUCAAACACAAUUUGGACAAACAAAAAAAGGAUGAAGGAAUUAACAAGUGAGAGACUCCACCACGAGUCACUCACUUGCUAAUUCCUUCGUCUCUUUUUUAGAUGACUAAAUAUAGCGCAGAGGGCACUCACACGCGGCACCUUCAUCUUACUCUUUUCAUUCACUGAAGUGUUAAAAUCCCCCUUCAUGCCAAACAGUUACGGGGAAUGUUUCUUUAGCUACAGUACGGUCUGGUUGUUCCUCCCUCUUUUCCUGCUGCAGUUAAAAGUGAUCAUGUGUACUGAAUCUGCAUGUUUUCAAACUUAGACAUCAACUAAGUGCCAUACUGUACUGUGUGUCUCAGACAGUGACUUAAUUUAGUAGAUUUCCACAUGCUGUAAAAAAAAAAAACAAAAAAAAAACAAUGACGACAAUGUUUUGUGACUAAGUGCAAUAUCUCACAUUCUUAUGUAGGUAGGUAUAUACUGUACUAUAGGUAGGCUAGUUGCCAUCAGAUUAGACCGAUUUUAGGAACUGUCUCAAAUUACUUGCUGGUUUUUUGAAUUUUACUCACAAAUCUCAGGCAAAUGUGACACAUAAAAAUUGUUGAUCUAAACUGUUAAGCUUCCCUGGUGAAGUUUGCAAGAUAGACGUUAUAUUGGACAGAUCCUGAGAGAAAUGCUCAUCUGCAAAGCUUGUUGCUAAUUUAUAGUAUAUAAUUAGUAUUGUUGACAAAGCUAUUAUGGCAUCUUUUCAAGUAUUUUUGGUCUUCCUUGAUGUUGUGUUGUUCAUUAUUUUAACAUAGUUUUAAAGGUCAGUGUCACAGUACCUUGUCACAAUAGCUUAACGUGUUAUUCUGGUUCUUUCACUUUCAAGGGUCAGUUUUCGCAGUUUGAUCACUCUUAAGAUUCAUUGGGGAAACUCUGAUCCACAGCGAAUCGCUUUUCAGUCUGUUAUAUUUCUGUCUCAGGCAUGGAUGGAUUACUUAAUGGGCUUACCAGGCACAGGCCCAGGGACCCAGGGGCUCACGGGGACAGGUGGACCCUGUGCUGGAGCCUCUGUUUGAAGUGACCUAACAUUACUUGUUGGAAAAAUCAAUCAUGACUACUACUAGGACAACUACAAAAUCAGGAGACAAAAAUAAAUGAAAGAUGUAAAAUUCCUACAAGGAGAAGCAAAAUGACAAAGACUAAGAGACUCACAACAACUACAAAGAGACACCACAACGACAGAGACAUGAAACCAUCAAAAACAGACUCAAAACAGCCACAAACAGAGGCGAAACAACCACGACCAGAAUGGGAGUGGUGGGGGGGCCUUUUACUCGUCUGCGCCCAGGGGCUCACUGUCCCAUAAUCCAUCCAUGGUGCCAGGGAAUGUAUGUAGUGUGUUAUUUGAGACAGUGUCCUAUGUUGAGUGUCGUAUGUAUAAAAUGGGGCGACUGGGGAGAUUCCGGGUAAGUCAGGUCUGUUUACGUUUACGUUUUAGAAGCUGCCAAACUGCCCUAUGUUCUUAUUGCCGUCUUUUGAUUACUACGUUACUACUGUGUUGUUAAUGUCUGUGGGAUUUUAUGUAAUCACAAAGCCAAGGGGGGAGGGGGCAAUAGAUGAGCUUUUAUUCAGUGAGAGAGGUCAGGUUGCUGGAUGAUUCACUACAGUCUCAGGCAAAAGAAAAAAAAAUCUGUGGGAUGUUAAAGAUUGCUUGCUGGCCAAUUCAUUGAUCCUGCAACCCUGCCAUUGAGGGAGAUGGGUUGGAAUUUGUCACCAUGGUGACAGGGACAGGGUUGGGUGGAUGUGGGUCUCUAAUGAUGUAGAUAGUAAUCAUGCCAACUAUGUCAGUGUGUAGCAGUGUCUCUGUGUCGUGGUUCACGUACACUCGCCAUCAGUGAAUCUGUAGUUUUGGUGUGUGAGUGUAUGUAUGUGUGUGCGUGAGUGCGUCCAUGUGCAACAGGUGUACAUGUGCACGUGCAUUAGCAUGCAUGAGAUCUGUGUGCUUGUGCGAAAAUGCGUGAAUGUGUGCAGUUGAUUCAAUUUUGUGGUGCAUAACAGUUAUUUUCUUGAACGUGUGUUUGUCAAGAGUUUUAGUGCAGAGGAGGAAAUCAUAAGUCUGUUACACCAUUUAAUAAUUUCCCCAAAAUAUAAAUAGUCUUUCUGCUAAAUAUAUUAUAUCAGUGUCAUUGUCAAGAUAUCUCAAGUUAUGAAAUGAAUUUUUUUUUCUAUUUUUUUGUUUUGUUUGUAAAUUUUUUGAUGAACAGAGCCAAAUAUAAAACCUCAUGUUAAGAGUGAUAUAAUUGACCUGUAGAAUGCCUUGCCUGCUCUUCUAUCAGAGCCCAUGUAAACAGCGCCCUCUGCUGACAAGAGAAGGCUCUGCCGCAGUGGGACAACUGAGGCUCUCCUGAGUUUUAGAAGUUAUCAUGAUAAUAAUGCAUGAAAUUGUUGUAUAGGACUCAUCAUGUAUUGAAUACUGUGUAAUUCUUAAGUUGACUCCAAGGUGUUCUGCAAAGUGAGAUUGACCAGCCAUCAGUGCAGCUGUCAGGAUUAAAUUAAUCACAGUCUGUGAUUGUCAGAACCGUGACAGUGCACCCAAACAACUUUGUUUCAUCAGUGAUGUUAUUUCAACCUCACAAUCUCAUAGGCCACAUGUACACAUGCAUGAGUUUGUACAUAUUUCAAAGCUCCAGGGGGAAAAAUUGCCCCCUGAAUGCUGACUCCAGGAUCCUAAACUUUAACCUGUAGUACUGAAUCAAAAUCAGACACCAGAAUCCAGGACCUUGAGCUACACCAUGCUAACAGACAGGAAAAAAAAAACUAACCAAAACACAGGCUCUGUGUUCCAGCCCUAAACAGUAUAAAAUCUCAGUAUGAAGGGUUACUCACACAAAA